AGAUCCAACAUAAGCUUAACUGUGAUCACUCCUAGCUGUUCAUCAAACACCACUGAAGUUCUUGGGGAAAAACUAUCUCCAGGGUUGACUUGGGACACUUAGUAGUUGGGGGAAUCUUCUUAAAGCUUUUAUUUCUUCUUCUUUAAAAAAAUCAUCUUUGAUUAUUUCUUCUUUUCUAGUAAAAUAGAAAUCUAGAGGAAAAACAUAAUGUCAGAGCACAGCAGGAAUUCAGAUCAAGAUGAACUCUUUGGUGAGGAGAUUAAUGAAGAUAAAAUCUUGUCCAACUUGUCCCCUGAAGAACUGAAAGAACUGCAGUCGGAAAUGGAAGUCAUGGCACCUGACCCCAGCCUUCCCGUGGGGAUGAUUCAAAAAGAUCAAACUGACAAGCCACCAACAGGGAACUUUGAUCAUAAAUCUCUCAUUGACUAUAUGUAUUGGGAAAAGGCGUCCAGGCGCAUGCUGGAAGAUGAACGCAUUCCCAUCACCUUUGUGAAAUCUGAGGAAAACACUCAAGAACAGCAUGAAGAAAUAGACAAAGGUAAUAAAAAUAUAUAUCAAUUUUUAAAAGAAAAGCUCAAUAAUGAAAUAGCUACAAACAAGAGAGAAUCAAAAGGCAGCAACAAUGUCCAAGAAACAGAUGAUGAUGAUGAUAAAGAUAAUGAUGGUGAUGAUGAAGAAGAUGAUGAUGAAGAUGAGGGUGAUGAAGAUGAGGAUGGUGGAGAGAGUGAUGAAAAAACAAAGAGGGAAGAGGAAGGUGAAGCAAAGAAGCAAAUUAGAAAUCAUGAGAGCAACUGCCAGCAAGCAAUUAAUAAAGUAUUCAAACAACAGAGAGAAAGACCAGAGGCCCAAGAAAAAAGUGAGAAAAAAAUAUCGAAGUUAGAUCCUAAGAAGUUAGCCCUAGAUACCAGUUUUUUGAAGGUAAGUGCAAGGCCUUCAGGAAACCAAACAGACCUGGAUGGGAGCUUGAGACGAGUUAGACAAAAUGAUCCUGACAUGAAGGAACUCAACCUGAAUAACAUUGAAAAUAUCCCUAAAGAAAUGUUACUGGACUUUGUCAAUGCAAUGAAGAAAAACAAACACAUCAAAACUUUCAGCUUAGCGAAUGUGGGUGCAGAUGAGAGUGUGGCAUUUGCCUUGGCUAACAUGCUACGAGAAAACAGGAGUAUCACCACUCUCAACAUUGAGUCCAAUUUCAUUACAGGUAAAGGCAUUGUGGCCAUCAUGAGAUGUCUCCAGUUUAAUGAGUCACUCACUGAACUUCGUUUUCACAAUCAAAGGCACAUGUUGGGCCACCAUGCUGAAAUGGAAAUAGCUAGGCUUCUGAAGGCAAACACCACUCUCCUGAAGAUGGGCUACCAUUUUGAGCUUCCUGGUCCCAGAAUGGUGGUAACUAACUUGCUCACCAGGAAUCAGGAUAAACAAAGGCAGAAAAGACAAGAAGAACAAAAACAGCAGCAACUCAAAGAACAGAGAAAGCUAAUAGCCAUGUUGGAGAAUGGGCUGGGACUUCCCCCUGGAAUGUGGGAAUUGCUGGGAGGACCCCUGCCAGACCCCAGAAUGCAUGAGUUCCUUCAGCCACUGCCCCAGCCUUCCAACCCCCAAAUAGCACCCUUGAGUCGAAAAAAUGAAAUGAUGAAAAAGCCAUCUCAGCCUCCACAAUGCAGGACGGACCCUGACUCCUUUCGUGUGGUGAAGUUGAAAAGAAUCCAGCACAAAUCUCGGAUGCCAGAAGCCAGAGAAUCGCCUGAGAAAACCAAUCUCAAAGAUGUGAUCAAAACGCUGAAACCAGUGCCGAGAAAUAGGCCACCCCCAUUGGUGGAAAUCACUCCCAGAGAUCAGCUCUUGAACGACAUCCGUCACAGCAACGUUGCCUAUCUUAAACCUGUACAACUUCCAAAAGAACUGGAAUAAGAGUAACUGAAUCAUCUAGAAGAGUAGGAAAUUGAAACCACAACCUUUGGAUUACAGCUUGAAGAUGGCUUCAGCAGGAGUACUUCUUGGAUACAGGUGGCAGACCUGGGAACAAUGCUAGCAUCUAAUGGGGGUAUUUGUAAGAGGCUGAAUGCUUGGGCCAUGAUGAAAUCAGGGCUGCAGAGAAAAGGGAAGGAGAUAAAAUACUAAUAUUCAGAGGCAACGCUUUCUACUUCCAAUUAAUACAAGUGACUUAGGUGAAAUUUAGUCAUGUUUCCAGAAGCAGAAGUUUGAAACAUUUUUUGGUAAACCUUCACUUUACUAUUGCUUUCUUCUGGUAAAUAACAAUAAACAGAAAGUGUAAACAGAA
Messenger RNA from Nycticebus coucang (slow loris), 2281 nucleotides. RefSeq names its product leiomodin 3 (gene LMOD3). The record is from RefSeq and is a predicted model, not a curated record. Gene Ontology annotation, biological process: myofibril assembly; pointed-end actin filament capping; muscle contraction. Bases 208 to 1911 code for a protein of 567 amino acids. Lineage: Eukaryota; Metazoa; Chordata; Mammalia; Primates; Lorisidae. Gene Ontology annotation, cellular component: striated muscle thin filament; myofibril. The transcript has 3 exons. Gene Ontology annotation, molecular function: tropomyosin binding.